AUGGAUAGUGGAGCUACUAAACGUGAAAUAUUGGGGAAAAAAUUGGAGAAAAGGCUGCAGGAUCCAAAAACAGAACCAUUAAUAUCUUUGCCUCUAGAUUUUUUGGAGGGCAUCACAUGCGGUUUUUCCACUGAACGAGAACUUGGCAGGGGUUUGAGUGGAGUCGUGUACAAGGGGAUUCUCCGGAGCGGCAAAGCUAUUGCUGUAAAGAAGAUUUUUUAUGCUCAUCUGCAGGGCAAUGAUAAUCAAGUGGAGAAUGAGAUCAUUUAUCUUACGGAGGUCAGGCACCAAAAUGUCGUACAACUAGUAGGUUACUGUGUCCAAACCAAGUCGGAAGUGAUGGAACAUAGUGGGAAACAUGUUAUGGUUGAAAAACGUGCAUGUUUGCUCUGCUUUGAAUUUCUUUGUAAUGGAAGCCUUGACAAGCAUCUUUCUGAAAUGCGUAUCCAACAAGUGCAACAAUGCAUCUCUAUAGCCCUGAAGUGCCUAGAACCUGAGUCGAAUAAAAGGCCUACUUCAUUGGACAUAGUUCAAAGUCUAAAUGCAGUAGAACCAAAAUGUACGUCUCCUGGAAAUUCCCCCAGUGUCGUUGAGAAGUCGGGAGCCCCCGAGUACCGAUUGGCGCCCUCCGUCUUGGGAUUCCAGUUGGCUGGAGCGCCCCUAAGUCGCGAGUGCCGUAAGGAUAGGAGAAACUGGAAUCUUCAGAGUCAAGUAAAUGUGAACAUAAUCAACAUACCAAAGACCACCAGUGCCAUUAACGGCCUGAAUGAGUGCGCCAAUUUGUUCCAGUGGGUUACAUCGGCCAUUUCAUCUCCAAAACCUCAGCUGAAUGAAACACAAAAGGAGAGACUUCAACGAGAUAUAUGUCAAUUGCAUAGUGACCUUCAAUGCCUAACUGAUACUCUACCAGCAAUUGACAACCUCAUUGAUCGAGCAGAGUGGAGGAUCCAUCAUGAUUCUGUGGCUGACCUCCUUUCAAGACUCAAAGAUGCAGUGUAUGAUGCAGAAGACCUUCUCGAUGAGUUUAGAUGGUAUGAGAAAAAGGUUUCUGUAGAGAGCAAUGCUAUCGCAGUGGAACCAGUUAUUAAAUUCUUUCAAAGUGUCACUCAAGGUAACUUCAACAAGGUGACUGGUAUCCAGAAGAGGCUCGAUAAUCUCUCCAAACAGCUUGAGAAACAGGGCUUACUUCCAGCAAUUCCAAAGUUUGACAAAUCAUCUAGGCCCGAGACCUCCUUUUUCUCCACUGAAGCAAAGAUGAUUGGUCGUGAUGAGGAAAAGAAGAAGCUGAUCAUGUUACUUGGUGUACCAACAAAUAAAAGCUCAGGUCGUUCCGGAUGCAAGAGAAAAAGAAGAGUCAGUUCAUCAACAAGCAACCAAGUUUGUGCUACUAUUGAUAGUAACGAAGCAACAAUAGUGAGUGUUCGAGUUUUGCCAAUUGUUGGAAUUGGGGGUGCUGGAAAAACCACCUUGGCUCAAGAUAUUUGCAACCAUUCAAAAGUGAAAGGUCACUUUGACCUGAUAAUUUGGAUUUGUGUAUCGGAUUAUUUUGAUGUCAAGAGGUUAACUAAAGAAGCCAUAGAACAAACUUCUGGGGAAGUGCUAGAAAAUGGUAACUUGAAUUCUCUCCAGCUUGCUCUUGCAAAUAGCGUGAACAAGAAAAGAUUCUUGAUUGUCCUUGAUGACAUGUGGGAUGAAAAUGAGGAGCAUUGGAAGCACUUCUGUGCACCUUUUAAAAAUGCACUUCAGGGAAGCAUGAUGCUUGUCACCACUAGGUCUCCGAAGGUUGCUGAUGUAGUGCGUACAAUGGAUUCCUUUCCCUUAGAGGGUUUGAAAGAUGAUGUCUUUCGGAAGUUCUUUAAGUCCUGUGUGUUUGGGCCUAAUAGCUCCAACAUUGAUCCUAAGUUGGAACGGAUUGGUGAGAAAAUACUCCCAAAGUUGAGAGGCUCUCCUUUAGCUGCAAAAACUCUAGGACGGCUGUUAGGAAUGAGCCUUGAGCUAGCACAUUGGGAUAGGAUUCUCAAGAGUCAGCUGUGGGAGCUUCAACAAAAGGAGACUGACAUUUUGCCGGCUCUUCGGUUGAGCUACAUGUAUUUACCAUUGUAUUUAAAGAGAUGCUUCUCAUUCUGUGCUGUGUACCCGAAAGAUUACAUAUUCAAAAAGGAGGAUUUAGUGGAGAUUUGGGUGGCAGAAGGCUUAGUGGAACAUCACACUGGUGGUCAGUACUUUGAAGAACUUGCACAUCUGUCAUUUUUUCAGAAAUAUCCACGGUCCCACAAGAAAUAUGUAAUACAUGAUUUGAUGCAUGACAUGGCACAACUGGUUUCAAAGGACGAGUGCUUUAUACUGCGCACCCUAUUUUGCCACCUGUCUUUAAAGAGUGAAGCUGAUAAUACUGUGAUGGAGAAAUGGUGUAAUGAACUUUUGUGCAUGCGUGUCAUGGUCUGUUCUAUCUCUAAGUGGGGCUUACCAGGUAAUAUUAGCAACAUGAAGCUACUUCGGUACCUUCAACUUCAAAUCCUCGACUCUAGCCUUUGCAAGAGCCUUCCUUCAGCAUUCUGUUGCCUCUAUAAUAUGCAAAUAUUUAAUGCUACGAAAUGGAGCAUUGAUGACAUUCCUAGCGGCUUUGGUAUGCUGAUCAAUCUGCAGAAAUUUGAAUCAGUGAAAUGUCAAUUUCAUCAUAUACAUCCAGUUGGUACUCUUAAAGGUGCAACUGACCAAGGACAGAAGAGUCAAUUUGAGCUCAAAAACUAUAAUGGUGAUUCUCUCCCAAACUCAGAGCAGGUUCACAGUUACGACAGCACUAAUAGCACUCUCUUGUCCGUGACUGAUGUAGUCAUUCACAGUUGCCAAAACUUAUCAAGCCUCGAACAAUUUCUACAGCCAGGUUAUGUACCUACCAUAAAAAAAAUAGAAAUUUCAGAUUGUGGAAGUUUAGAAUCAGUACCAGCUGAUAGGUUUGGAGAUUUGCAUUUCCUUGAAGUACUGAGUGUGUCCAAGUGUCCAAAUAUAAAAUCACGACGCCUGUUUGCUCCAUCCCUAAAGAAGCUGUAUCUGGAAGAUUCUGGGGAUCUUGGACACAAGAUUGAGUGUAGUUCUCUCACCAUCUUGCAUUUAUUAAAUUGCCCUCUUGAAUCCAUUGAACUGCAAAUGCGCAAUCUCCCGUUACUGCAGGAGCUCGAGAUCAGUUCUUGUCCCUCUCUGACAGUUAUUAUAGAUUCAGAACCUAUAUCCUGUGACAUUUUACAGGGCGAGGCCAGAAGCAGAGCCAUUGAUCACACUUUCGUGUCCCUGACUGAUGUAGAAAUUACAAAUUGCAGCAACUUAUCAAGCCAGGAACAAUUUCUACAACCAGUUUAUAUGCCUAUCAUCAUGGAAAUAAAAAAUUCCAAUUGCCGAAACUUAGAAUCGGUACCAACAGAUAGGUUUGGAGAUUUUCGUUUCCUUGAAGUACUGAGUGUGUCCCAUUGUCCAAAGAUCAAAUCACGACACCUGUUUGCUCCAUCCCUAAAGAAGCUGUAUCUCGAAGACUCUGGGGAUCUCGGAUACAAGAUUGAGUGUAGUUCUCUCACCAUCAUGCAUUUAUCAAAUUGCCCUCUUGAAUCCAUUGAACUGCAAAUGUGCAAUCUCCGGUUACUGCAGGAGCUCAAGAUCAGAUCUUGUCCCUCUCUGACAGUUAUUAGAGAUUCAGAACCUAUAUCCUCUGACAUUUUACAUGGUGAGGCCAGAAGCAGAGCCAUUGAUAACACUGUCUUGUCCCUAACUGAUGUUGAAAUUACAGAUUGCAGAAACUUAUCAAGCCAGGAACAAUUUCUACAGCCAGGUUAUGUGCCUAUCAUCAAGAAAAUAGAAAUUUCAAAUUGCAGAAGCUUAGCAUCGGUACCAACUGAAAGAUUUGUAUACUUUCGUUUAAUUGAAGUACUGAGUGUGUCCCAUUGUCCAAAGAUCAAAUCAGAACACCUGUUUGCUCCAUCCCUAAAGAAGCUGUAUCUGGAAAACUUCGGGCAUCUCGGAUACAAGAUUCAGUGUAGUUCUCUCACCAUCUUGCAUUUAUCAAAUUGCCCCCUUGAAUCCAUCGAACUGCAAAUGUGGAAUCUUCCAUUACUACAGGAGCUCGAGAUCAGUUCUUGCCCCUCUCUGACAAUCAUUAGAGGUUCAGAACAUAUAUCCUCUGGCAUUUUCCAUGGUGAGGACAGAAAUAGAACCACUGAUAGCACUUUCAAGUCCCUGACUGAUGUAGUCAUUCACAGUUGCCAAAACUUAUCAAGCCUCGAACAAUUUCUACAGCCAGCUUAUGUGCCUAUCAUCAAGAAAAUAGAAAUUUACUAUUGCAGAAGUUUACAAUCUGUACCAACAGAUUUGUUUGGAGAUUUGUGUUUCCUUGAAGUACUGCGUGUAUCCCAUUGUCCACUGAUCAAAUCAGAGCAUCUGUUUGCCCCAUCCCUAAAGGAGCUGUAUCUGGUGAACUCUGGGAAUCUCGGAGGCAACAUUGAGUGUAGUUCUCUCACCAUCUUGCAGUUAUCAGACUGCCUCCUAGAAGCCAUCGAACUGCAAGUGAGGAAUCUUCCAUUACUACAGAAUCUUGAGAUCAUUCGUUGUUCUUCUUUGACAAUUAUUAGAGAUUCAGAACCCAUAUCCACUGACCUUUUCCACGGUGGGGCCCAAAGGAGAAUGGGAAAAUUUCCCUUACUUGCCCACCUAACCAUUGUCUCCUGCGAGAAGCUUAAAACUAUAGAUGACCUCCUAUAUCUCCCUGCCGUUGAGAGAAUUUCGAUUAUGGAUUGUGGCUUGCUGUCCCUGCUAGCUCAUAGAUUGGGAAGUUUUCCUCGUCUGAAAGAUUUGAAGAUUUCAGCCUGUCAAGGCCUCAACUGGCAGAGUGGAAUGCUGUUAGCACGGUCUCUCCAACAGCUCACGUUAUGGAAUUGUGGGGAUUUCUCUGCCUGGCUUCCAAGUUGCCUGGAGAACCUCACCUUCCUCGAGUCACUGGAGAUUCGUGGCUGUGAAUGUAUAGUGUCUGUUCCUGGCCACCUGUGGAGCAGUAAUCUCAGAUCACUUCAAAGAUUGAUGUUUUAUAGUUGUUCAAAGCUUAAAUCUAUUGGUGGACCAGGCGCAAUUACACACAUAAGAGAUUUAUGUAUUGAUGACUGUCCAGAGUUGAAGGAAAUUGACCAGCCACUGAGGAGAGGCUCAUUUUUGUAG
Messenger RNA from Miscanthus lutarioriparius, 5196 nucleotides. NCBI's taxonomy places the organism in Eukaryota, Viridiplantae, Streptophyta, Magnoliopsida, Poales, Poaceae. The record is from the annotation of a GenBank genome assembly.